AUGACUUCAGAAGUUUAUAUGCCAAGCCCUGUGUGCCUCGUUGAGAACUUAAAUGGGAAGCUGAAGGCUAACCAGGAAGCUCUAGGGAUCCUGUCUAACAUAGAACAGCCUCUGGUAGUGGUAGCCAUUGUGGGCUUCUACUGCACAGGCAAAUCCUACUUGAUGAACAAGCUGGCUGGGAAGAAAUCAGGCUUCUCCCUGGGUUCCACAGUGCAGUCUCAUACCAGAGGGAACUGGAUGUGGUGUGUGCCUCAUCCCCAGAAGGAAGGCUCCACUCUAGUUCUGCUUGACACUGAGGGUCUUGGAGAUGUUGAGAAAGGUGACAACCAGAAUGACUGCUGGAUCUUUGCCCUGGCUGUACUUCUAAGCAGCACCUUUGUGUACAACAGCAUGGGAGCCAUCAACCAGCAGGCCCUGGACCAGCUGCAGUAUGUGACAGAGCUGACAGACAGAAUCAGAACAAGAUCCUCAUCUGACCAGGAUGAAGUGGAGGACUCAGAUGAGUUUGUGAGCUUCUUCCCAGACUUUGUGUGGACUCUGAGGGACUUCACUCUUGAGCUGAAAGCAAAUGGGCAUCCCAUCUCCCCAGAUGAAUACCUAGAAAAUUCCUUGAGGCCCAUAUAUGGUACUGGCCAAAAUAAUAAAGAAACAGAAUUAAAUUUGCCUCGGUUCUGUAUCCAAAAGUUCUUCCCAAAGAAGAAAUGUUUUGUGUUUGAACGGCCAGUAAGUGGGAAACAGAUUAGCCACUUGGAAUCGCUGCAGGAUCAAGACCUAAAGUCAGACUUCGUUCAACAAGUGGCAGAGUUCUGUUCCUAUGUGUUCAAGUGUUCAAAGGUUAAAACGCUUUCAGGAGGCAUAAGGGUCAAUGGACCACAUGAGUGUGUUCCCAGACUAGAGAGUUUGGUGAUAACCUAUGUCAACGCCAUCAGUAGUGGAAGUCAGUCCUGCAUAGAGAAUGCUGUCCUGGCUGUGUCCCAGACAGAGAAUGCAGCUGCAGUACAAAAGGCCAUUGCCCAUUAUGACCAGAAGAUGAGUCAGAAGUUGCAGCUGCCCAGAGAGACCCUCCAGGAGCUGAUUGACAUGCACAGGGCCAGUGAGAAAGAAGCAAUCAAGAUUUUCAUGAAAAAUUCCUUCAAAGACAUUAAUCAAGUGUUCCGAACACAACUAGAGACCAGUUUAGAAACAAAGCUAGAGGAAUUCCUUAAGAAGAAUGCACAGGCAUCCUCAGAUCGCUGCAUAGCACUGCUUCAAGAUAUUUUCAGCCCACUAGAAGAAGAUGUGACACAGGGAAUUUAUUCUAAACCAGGGGGAUAUCGUCUUUUUAUCCAGAAGAUACAGGAGUUGAAGAAAAAGUAUUAUGAAGAACCCAAGAAGGGGAUUCAGGCAAGCAAGAUUACAUGUAUGUUCUGGGAAGUUGCUCACCUCUUUGAGACUGUAGAGUGA
This is a messenger RNA of Microtus oregoni (creeping vole), 1443 nucleotides long. Its product is annotated as guanylate-binding protein 1-like. NCBI's taxonomy places the organism in Eukaryota, Metazoa, Chordata, Mammalia, Rodentia, Cricetidae. Bases 1 to 1443 code for a protein of 480 amino acids. The transcript has 7 exons. The record is from RefSeq and is a predicted model, not a curated record. Gene Ontology annotation, molecular function: GTPase activity; GTP binding.